This is a messenger RNA of Leptomonas pyrrhocoris, 2561 nucleotides long. RefSeq lists its product as hypothetical. The record is from RefSeq and is a predicted model, not a curated record. Lineage: Eukaryota; Euglenozoa; Kinetoplastea; Trypanosomatida; Trypanosomatidae. The coding region runs from base 153 to 2561 and encodes 802 amino acids. The transcript has a single exon.
GUUGAAUAGCGCCUUUAGUUUUUUUUCUUGGUACACGCGCGUUUCACCUCUCCCUCUUCACUCUCGUUAGUAAUACUCUUCAUUUAUUUAUCUACUUGCUAUCUGCCGCAUCUUGAAUCCGCUUCCUCUCCUUUUCUGAGGUGUCGCGAGAGAUGGGCCAGGCCGCCUCUUACGCCGAGUCGUCGGUGCAGCGCGCCCUCCUCAAGCUGAAGCAGGAGGAGCAGACGGAGGAGGAUGAGCUGCUGCGUCUUUGCGGCUACCGCAGACCUGCCGUCUCGACCGCCGUCGCUGCGCCUCCGCGACGAGACGGGCCCCCCGCGCGGGAGGGGGACAGCGGCGGAUCCAACGCUCAGAGCGUGGGCUGCAACGCGCAUGAGACGCUGCCCCCACCGCCGGAAUCGCUCGGACCCUUUGUCUCGCUCGCACCGGAGUACUACUCCCUCGACGAGCUGCGCGAUGCGCUGCGCUACCUGCCCGACUCGUUGUGGGUCAGCCUCUACCGCGUCUCCUUACUGUACAUCCUCGACAACGACCACGACGGCCGCGUCAAGUCGACCGACAUUAGCUUCUUCAUGGACUGGGGCAUCAAGACGGUGGGCCGGGGCGUGCCGCCGGAGCAGCUGGCGGAGGUGCUGCAGACGUACGCGGCACUGCACUGCCGACACCGCUGCUUGCAGGUGGGGGAGGAGAUUGAGGGAGAGCAGCGGGCGGCGGCGGCAGCGGCAGCGGCUGCAGCAGCACAGCCGCCUGGUCGAGGUGGACUCGGCAGCGGUUCGGGUGGCGGCCGCACCCGCCGACGACCUCUGCAGAGCGCAGGCAUCAUGGGGAGCGGCGGUGGGGCCGGCGGGGGUAAUGGUCCUUCCUCCUCGCACCACCAUCACAAUCCCCAUCACCACCAACAGGCAGCGAGUGUCUCGUCGUUUAUGCUGCUGCACCUGCGGGAGGCCUUUUUCAGCAGUCGACCAGGUGGGCCGGCACCGCUGCCGAGCAGCGCCGCCGUGAGCUCCAGCGCUGCUGUCACCCCUGUUCGUGGCGCUGGUACCCCAUUGCAGGAGCCCCCUGCCGCCUGCGAAGGCGGCCUCUUUUCCCCCAUCACCACGCAGUUCGCCUCGCCGCGGUCAGCCGUCACUCAGCCGGUAACGAGCAGCACCCGCCUGGAGGCGGCGGCGCACUUCGCGGAGUGGAUGCUGCGCCUCGUGCAACACCAAGAGCGUGACCGACGGCACGAGCGGCAGCGGCUGGAGCGGCGUCUGCGGUUUAUCUCGGCGGCCGAGAUGAAGCUGUGCAACAGCCGGCUGCUACAUUCGCAGUUUCUGCAGCACCACUCGAUGCGGCUGCGCGGCGGGUCGCAGGCGAUGCCGCCCUCGCUGGGCGACGACGACGUCGUUGUCGUUUCUCAGUCGAGCGUGCCGAUGCCACCUGGCGGCGCCACCGGAGGAGACGUGAAUGAGGAUGUCGAACCGGAGGUGAUAGCGAUCGUUGGCCAGCGCCUGUCGUACCCGGAUAGUGACACGGUAGCGGGUCUGCCUCUGAACAACGCCUCCUCAACGCUCGCACAAGAAGCGGCGGCGGGGGGUCUCAGCACAGCAGCAGCAGCCAAAAAAGCUUCGUCUUCGUCUUCCCGCAGCGUCACCCCGCUUGGGUCGUCCUCGGCGCUGGCAAAGGCGCAAAGAGACGCAAUGGGAGGCAAUGGCAGCAGCGGAGAUGCCGCAGGCAGCGGAUGUAGCAUGCGUCCGUGUCCGUUGCCGAGUGAUGCCUCCCCCUCGCACCUGACCGCCGCGCAAAACCUGUUCACCUCUUCGUCGUCUCGCGUGCUGCCGUCGUUUCCCAGUCCACCCACGAACAGCCACAGCCACCACAGCAGCAGCCACCACAACGCAGCAUGGCCGUCGGAGAGCAACACGUUAAUGAGCUCGAAUCCGUUAAAGGGCAACGGGGCGCACACGAGUGCCGAUGCGGGAGGGGGAGGAGGGGGAGCGGCGGAGCGGCAAACGAACUCGCCAAAUUGGUGCGCGCCGGCCGGCAGCGGCGUCGCUUCCUUUUCCCCCUUUCAGCUCUCCGCGGUCCUGAUGGAUGCGGAGCCGUUGUACGUGGAGUUGGAGCGCAACGGCUGGUGCACCAUCGGCGCGGUCGAGGAGAUCUACCUCGACUUUGCCGUGGAGGACUCCUAUUGCUUCUCCUUCUGGGCCUUUUGCCGGCUACUGAAUGAAGCCUCGGCCGACGAGGUGCAGGUCGCGCUGGACUUGACGACGGCACAGGCAACGGCGGUGCUGACGAGCGCCGCUGCCGUCGAGGAGCACCGUCGAGCCGCUGCUGUGCGUCAGCUGCAGCGUCUCCGCGUCUCCCUGCCGGAUGAGUCGGAUGGGUGGGCGCGGCAGGUGGAGGUGGUACCGCUGCUCAUCGUGUCGGAGUACACCUUCGUUGCCUUCGUCACCGCCUUCAUCCACGCGUACUGGAGCAUGCUGGAGAGCAUGGGGGUGGACGCCGUGACGCAGCCGGCGGAGAUGGCCUCACGGACGACAGCGCCGCCCAACACGUCGCCGGGAUUGCGUGCGGCGUAG